Didymodactylos carnosus is the source of this 1755-nucleotide messenger RNA. The record is from the annotation of a GenBank genome assembly. NCBI's taxonomy places the organism in Eukaryota, Metazoa, Rotifera, Eurotatoria, Philodinida, Philodinidae.
AUGGCAUUUUUUCGUUUGAUUAUUGCCUUGUUAUUAGUUUAUUGUGCAAAUGCGUAUCAAACAGGUUAUACAUGUGACAGAUCAAUUAAAUUGAGUUGUCCUGGACAAUCAAAGAUUGUCAUUUUACAAGUCUAUUAUUCAUCAGUUUGUCCUCAACUGAAUGACGAUGGUAACGAGGUUGAUAAUUCAUUUCCACCUUCAAAUUGUCUAGGACACAGACUUGACAUGAUUGAUUCAACAUGUAAUGGACAAGAAAAUUGUAACAUUGAAAAUAAAGAACAUACAUUUUCAUCAAAAAGUGUACAAGAUCGAGAAUCAAAUUGUGAAUUUUCAUCGAAAAGUAUUAACAUCGAAUAUUCCUGUAUACCAGAUUUUAGUCAAUCACUUCUUCCACGAGUAGAUAUUUGUCGUGGAUCGACAAAUGUUCAAGAUAUUUCUGAAGGAUUCAUUUUUACACCAAAUUAUCCGGAUGCAUAUCCUAAUCGACAAGAUUGUUUCAAAAAUAUUCAUACGCCAGCUAAUCAUCGUAUAAAAAUUUAUUCACUUGAAUUUGAUGUUGAAGGUUUAAGUGUAUUACGAUUUUUAUGGGUUAAAAAAGCAAAUGAUUUUUUAAGAAUUAAUAAUGGUGAAAAACUUUACGGUUCAAGAAAUGGUAUACAACUAUUGUUCGAUGAUUACAUUGGAGCAACAUUACAAUUUGUAUCGGAUUUUGCCAACUCAAAACGACCGUAUAAAGGAUUUUUACUUUAUUUUAUUGUUACACCCGAUAGUCCUCGUACACGACCAACGACAACCACAGCACCAAGUACAACAGAAUUUAAUCCAUUUGUAGGACUUUUUGAUGAAGAAAAUGACACAAAAAUACAAAAAGAUAAUGAUGUUGUUGGAAUAACCAAUUAUCAACCAGUUUUGAGCAAAACUGGUGCAUUAAUAGGCGAAAAACAAAACAGAAGCACUGGAUUGACAUUGAUUGUCGUCGUAUUAACUGGUGCACUAUUAGUCGUAUUAUGUGCAUUUUUAUUAUAUAAACGCCGUAAUGAUCGUCGUGUAAAAUAUUUGUCUCAUAUGCUGACUAGUUUAUUUCCACCUCGUUCACGAACAGUUACACUCGAUCGAAAUGCGGGUGAUAAUGGAGGUAACAUGAAUGAAAGUUUAAAUAAUGAAAGUGUAUGCAAGAAAUUGGAUGAGACAACUGAAACAAUUGCUCCUCUUUCAUUCGAUGAAAAAUCUCAAAAGAUUAAUGGUUAUGAUGUCAAUUACAAUCCAACAUAUUACAAACAUACGAAUAUAAAUGAAAGACGUGAUAGUCAAGAAAAAAUGAUUUUUAUAGAUAAUUUAAAAACUACAUCAUCACCCUAUUCAUCGUAUAAGAAAUUGUUGAUAAAUGAUAAAAAACGUGAACAAGAUGGGAAGAUAAAUUUAAAUGAUAAUGACUAUUCGAUUGAUCCUGUUGCAUUUUCACCAACACCAUUGAAUAUUCUUACGGGCAUUUCUGGUUUAAAUGGUAAUAAUAAUCAUCAGAAUAAUGAUAGUAAUUCAUUGUUGUAUGAAUAUAUUUCACCAUUAGAUGAUACCAUGGUUGAUAAUAAAUCAAACGUUAAAAGUGGAUUAGUACAACACAAUGAUGAUAACUAUUAUUCAGAUAUUAAAAAUAAUGAUGGACAACAACAACAACAACAACAAGAGAAUUAUGAUCAAGUUAUUUAUGCAACACCAUCAAUAAAAACAAAUAAUGAAAAUGAAAGUCAUACUUAA